Messenger RNA from Cuscuta campestris, 1341 nucleotides. The record is from the annotation of a GenBank genome assembly. Lineage: Eukaryota; Viridiplantae; Streptophyta; Magnoliopsida; Solanales; Convolvulaceae.
UGCGUUUCCAAGUCGUCUCUCUCUCUCUCUCUCUGACUUUCUUUCUCUCUUCAUCUAUUAAUCAAAUACACCUUUUUUUUGUUUGUGCUCAUCCAUCCAUGGAUCACGUCAAGCAUGGUGGGCUUCCCCAUGGCGGUGGCGGAGCCACCUACCAGAACGCCCAACCACUGGAAGACGACACCGACCUCCGGCGUGGUCCAUGGACCGUCGAGGAGGACUUUGCCCUCAUCAACUACAUAGCUCACCACGGCGAAGGCCGUUGGAACUCCCUCGCCCGUUGUGCCGGCCUGAAACGCACCGGAAAAAGUUGCAGGCUGCGGUGGCUCAAUUAUCUCCGGCCGGACGUCCGCCGUGGAAAUAUCACUCUCGAAGAACAGCUCCUCAUUCUUGAACUACAUUCUCGUUGGGGCAAUAGGUGGUCGAAAAUUGCACAACAUUUGCCGGGGAGGACUGACAACGAAAUAAAGAACUACUGGAGGACCAGAGUGCAAAAGCACGCCAAGCAGCUGAAAUGUGACGUCAACAGCAAGCAAUUCAAGGACACCAUGCGCUACCUAUGGAUGCCGAGGCUGAUGGAGAGGAUCCAGGCCGCCGCCACGUCAUCUUCCGCGACCCCUAACGCCGCCGCCGUCCACGGCCCCCCCAACACCGCCACCAGCACGGACGUCUUCGUCUCCGCCACGCCGCCGGAGUACGACUGCGGCAUGAACUUCACGCCGGAGAACUCCGCCGCGUCCUCCGACUCCCUCGUGUCGCCGGUGGCCUCCGACAUUAACGACGGCUGCUACAACGACCUCCACGUUAAUCGGGAUUACUACCAAGCAAACAACAAUAGCAUUAACCACGGUCCCCUGUUUUUUUACGGCGGUGAAUCUUUAACCAACCCCUCGGAUUACUUUAACCCGGGUGUCGAGUUAGAGCAGAACGGGAACCAAUGGAUGGACGGCGGAGAUUUGUCCGGCAACAUAUGGAGCGUCGAAGAUUUGUGGCUCUUCCAUCAACAAUUCAACAACAGUAUUAAUCAUCUUUAAUUUCUUGAAAGAGCAAAUGCUAGAAAUUUACUAAGAUUAAUCACAUGACAAGAUUUUUUGUACCAAAUAUUAAUUAAUUAUAUGCACACACACAAAAAUGUUGUCAGUCUAUGCACCACAGACAAUAGUUAUGCGAAAUAUUUGAUGUCAAAUUUUAUGCGUUCAGGUGAAUUUGUAAUUAACCGGGCUCGGAAAUAGAAAAUUUGUUUGAAUUUAGGAAGAAAAAAGGAUAUAGAAAGGUCAAUGGGGGGAUUUAGGGCACGUGGCUAAUUAUGGAGUAUUUAUUUUUAAUUAAAAUUGUGGUGAUAUU